This is a messenger RNA of Suillus subalutaceus, 630 nucleotides long. RefSeq names its product inosine triphosphate pyrophosphatase-like protein. Bases 1 to 630 code for a protein of 209 amino acids. Gene Ontology annotation, cellular component: cytoplasm. The record is from RefSeq and is a predicted model, not a curated record. NCBI's taxonomy places the organism in Eukaryota, Fungi, Basidiomycota, Agaricomycetes, Boletales, Suillaceae. The transcript is spliced from 6 exons. Gene Ontology annotation, biological process: nucleoside triphosphate catabolic process. Gene Ontology annotation, molecular function: nucleoside triphosphate diphosphatase activity.
AUGACACCAGUUUCUCGACUCCCAUGGGCCAUAGCCACUUAUUCUGCUGUCGCAAUGGCCUCUAAGCGAUUGACAUUCGUAACUGGAAAUCACAAUAAAUUGAAGGAGACCAAGUAUAUUCUAUCUCAAGGAACGCCAAUAGAAAUAGACUCGCAAGACCUAGAUAUACCCGAACUGCAGGGCACUACCCAAGAAGUCGCCAUAGCAAAAUGCCGUCGCGCAGCUGAGCUGCUGGGGAAGCCAUGCAUAACGGAGGAUACCGCAUUAUGUUUCGUAGCGUAUAAUGGGCUACCUGGCCCAUAUAUCAAGCACUUUAUGAAGACACUCGGCCACGAAGGCCUGAAUAACAUGCUCGCAGGAUUUUCGACGAAAGAUGCAUAUGCGCUUUGUACUUUUGCAUACAGUGCGGGUCCGGGCACUGAGCCGAUCCUCUUUGAGGGCCGCACAGACGGUACCAUCGUCCCUGCCAGGGGACCUGGCGAUUUCGGGUGGGACCCUGUCUUCCAACCAAAAGGUUUUGAUCAAACCUACGCCGAAAUGACCAAGGAACAGAAGAAUAUCAUUUCUCACCGAUACCGCGCACUGCAUAAACUCAGGGUAUAUUUGGCGACCACUGAGAACAACUUCUAG